UUUCCCUUCUACGUGACUUUACCGAAAGAAUCAAGAAUAUAAAAAUAAUGGUUGUGGAUGAAAACGCGAAACUUGUAGGCACCGCGGAGCCGCCGUAGCCGCCGGGGUGAGAGGUCACGGUGUGCGCCUUGGGUUUGACCCCGAGCCUCCGGACCCAGAGAAUCUCCGAGGGGACUCCGAGGGGACCCGGAGACUCCGUGAGACCCCCGGUGCCCCGUGAGACCCCGGUGCCCCGUGACAACCCCUGGAACCCCGUGGGACUCCGGGACAUCCUUGAAAUGCGUUUUGCCGGGCUGUGCCGCGGCCUAGCGAGGCGCGUCGGGGCGACUCUGGGCGGCGGAGGGAAGGACGCGGCGGCUUGGAGGGACCUGGCAGAUGCAGAGCAACGACGACAAUUUCAGAUGGCAGCCUUCACGGGGCCCACUCUGUUAAGAGGAGCGAGGUCGUCCUCCGGGUCCUCCUUCGCCCAGCCCCAGCAGCAGGACGAGGAGGUCGGCACGGCAGAGAACGAGGCGGUGCGGACCAACUUCGUGAACCGCAACCCCAGGAACCUAGAGCGCAUGGCACUCGCACUCAAGGACCGAGGCUGGGACACCGUGUGGCCCAACCGUUGCUACUGGCACCGGCUGUGUCUGGAUCGCACGCAGCAACACGUGUCGGCCUGGGUGGAGCACUGUAGCCGCCACGUGGUCGUCUCUGCCAGCACCCACGAGUGGGCCAUCAAGCGCCACCUCCACAGCACCAGCGACGUGGCGGCCGCCGAGAACGUGGGCCGCGUCCUGGCGCAGCGCUGCCUGGAGAGCGGGAUCAGCUACGCCGUGUUCCGCCACAUUCCCUGGUCCUACAAGAGCGCGGCGGUGCAGAGCUUCAAGAAAGCAUGCAAGGAGGGAGGCCUGGUGCUGAGUGAACCGCGACGCAUCUUUGUAAAAUAAACGUCAACACAUUCAACCCCCCUGCACUCUCUCACGUAUUCUGUUGCUGUAACGUAACCCUUUUCUUUUAUAUAAAAAAGGUGAACUCUA
Messenger RNA from Petromyzon marinus (sea lamprey), 1022 nucleotides. RefSeq names its product mitochondrial ribosomal protein L18 (gene MRPL18). Lineage: Eukaryota; Metazoa; Chordata; Hyperoartia; Petromyzontiformes; Petromyzontidae. Gene Ontology annotation, molecular function: structural constituent of ribosome; 5S rRNA binding. The record is from RefSeq and is a predicted model, not a curated record. Gene Ontology annotation, cellular component: mitochondrion; ribosome. Gene Ontology annotation, biological process: translation.